AUGUAUCUGCCAGAAGCUGAGCUUUUGAGGAUUCCUCCCUAUACGGCAGUGCUAUGGAGACAGUUUGUUCAAUAUCCGUGCAUGCUGUACGGCUUGUUUGAAAGAGGACCAGAAAGGAUAGAUUUUAAUCCAGAUCACAUAAUACUGGCGGGUGCAAAAAUAAGGGAGUACAAGGUUGAGAAUCUAGAAGAACUAGAACAAGUAAAGCGCGAUCUUUUGAAUAAGCUUAUUCUUUUCCGGGUUGAAGUAGAAAACGUGAGAGAGAACAAUUAUGUUUUGGUCAACGUUCGAAAAAUAACAACAGACAAAUUUGCAGUCCUUGUCAAUCCAAAGCAUCCAGUUAUUCAAGACAUUCUCGCACGAAAACUUACUGAAGUUGCUAAGUAUAUAGAAGAGGGGCAAUCUUUUUGUCUUAAGCUUGAUUUUAGUUUGCCGAUGAAAGACUGGUACCGCGGUAUAGUCGACAGAAUUAACUCCGGCCGAACCAGUGUGGAUGGAGAUAUGUGCAUAUAUGUACACAACUGCUCAUCACCAGAUGAAUGCUGCCUCAGUCCAUUGUGCAUUGUCGGCUGUUUCCCAUUCUGGUUACUGUUUGGUGGUCUUUGCUAUUUUAUUCACAGAAAACUGAAAUACAUUGAUAAGAAGUAUUGCUUCCACGGUAUCCCAGUUGUUCUACAGACUGAGAUCAUCCCAAGGGUCAUUCCUAGGGUCAGAGUUCACCACCCACUAAUACGUAUUGUUGCCAUCAGAAACCCCCAAGAUGACCCAGUUAACCCACAAGAUGACCCAGUUACCGAUGCAGUUGAGACCACUCACUUUUGAAAAUACCCAUCAUUCCCUGCAUGCCACUUAAAGGAUCACCUUUUUAUAAUUCUUAAAGGAUUUUAUUUGGAUUAAACAAUUUCCAUAUGCACCGUAAUGUUAUCAAUUAAUAUCAAUAUCCUGUAUCAUUUUUUGAUAGAAUAAGUUAAGAAUAAAGGCAUUAUGAAGUUAUCAAAUCUAUUUUAAUGAUAAAAGUUUCAGUCAACCAAAGAAUUAGAAAAAUUGUUAGAUAAUUAUGCAGUUAUGUCUAUUCUUUUAACUUAAUUAAAAGUGGUAUAAAAAUGGUAUAAAAUGUACAAUUCAAUAAUGAUAAUUGUCAUCUUUAAAAAUUUGUUUGAUUGUUCUCUCCAUCCCUCCCUGCUCACACUGGCCCGACCCAAACUUUUUUUUCAAUCUCAAGAAAUUCUAAAAUAAUUAUUUACUUUUUAUUCCUGCAUUUUUUUAUUCCAUCAUUAUGAAAGCUUCUGAGAACAAAAAUAUUACCACCUACCCACUGACCCAAAUUUUUACCCUGAAUCGGGAGAAGGUAAACAUACAUUAUUUUAAAGGUGACAUCAUGGACGGCUACAUAAGUGAAUUAUUUUUCAUGUCUUAUAUAGCUAUGCAGUACCUAUGCAGUACCCAUAACAUCUUAAAUACAUUAAAAGAAAUAUGAAAAGGGUUCUUGCUAUUGAUUAAGCAUCUUAAUAUAAAAUACUUUAUUAAUUAUAAUUUCAAUCAGAUGCAGAUUUUAUGCUUGUAUUGAAUACUUCGCCUGUGCAGAGAAAGUUUAUUACCAAAAAGAAAUUCAGAAUAUAAUAUGUUUUCAAUCAUGGUGUUGUCAUGUAAGGUAAACAAACUAGAGGUACUGAGAGCAAUGAGCCCACUAAAUGAUACCCCCACCCCAAUAAUGUCCAUGUGUUGCUAUAUAUUGUUUUACGGUAAUGUAAAAAGAGGAAUAACUCGUCCUAUCAAAUGUUAUCCAGAAGCCUCUAUAUGUGAUGUCAUAAGUAAACAUAUAAUGGCAAUGUCCAUGUUUUGCUAUGGGAAACUUAAAAUACGUGUCGGAUAAAAGAGUAAAUUAGGAGGUGCACUAUGGCAACAUGUAAUACAGAUUCUGUGAAAGUUUCAUUAAAUUUCACUCAGUAGUAUAAGAGGAGUUGCGGAUAAGAGAUAAAGCGUAACAGACAGACGGACGGACGGACAGACGGAAAUACCGAUUACUAUAUAUCCUCCCAGGGGGGGGGGGGGGGGGUAUAUAUCAAUAUUCAGAACAGUUUUUUUGUAGAUUGACAGAAACAUCUAAAAAUCUAAGUUCGAUUUUGCUUUCCAUAUAAUUACAAAAAAAAAAAUAGUUUGAUAUUUGAAUUCGUUCAAAAGUUUCCGUUUCAGGUUUUUCACCCAAGUAAAAUGGGUGAAGUGUAAGAAUAUUUUUUUUACAAACAAAUCUUUGACAAUCAGUUUAAAAUGAUUCGACCACGUGGUUUAUUGCUUAGAAAGGCUUUUCUAGAGUCACAAACGAGUUGAUUCUAACGACAUGGGUUCUAAUCUUACUGCAGAAUGUGGAGACCCGUCCUUCGGAUAAGACCUAUCAACAGAGGUCCCGUGUCGCAAUAAGAGCUGGCAUAAAAAGAUCUCUCCCUCCUCAAAGGCCCCGAGUACCAAUUAGAGGACAAUUUUUGAAGCUCUCCGCCGGCAACUUAUGUAUGCAUACCUGAAUAUUCAGCAACCCCGUUUUCAGAGCUUUUAUGACAAUACAAAAUACCUUUAAU
This is a messenger RNA of Saccostrea cuccullata (small rock oyster), 2573 nucleotides long. RefSeq lists its product as uncharacterized. The transcript is spliced from 5 exons. The coding region runs from base 1 to 822 and encodes 273 amino acids. Lineage: Eukaryota; Metazoa; Mollusca; Bivalvia; Ostreida; Ostreidae. The record is from RefSeq and is a predicted model, not a curated record.